GAAUGGGACUCCAAUAGAUAUCUUGACAUUGAACAGUCAACCCUGUGUAGACUCUGCGCCGAGGAAACAGAAUCAAUAGAAUUUGUUUUUUGGUACUGUACUUGCGGUGGCUUGCUUUUGAAGACAGUGUGAGCAAGCAACUGAGCAAGCCUACCAUGCCGUUUGUGGAAUUCAUAGCAGGAUGCAUCUCAGGAGCAGUAGGGUUGGCUUUUGGUCAUCCAAUGGACACAGUGAAGGUGCGUCUGCAGACCCAGGUUAAAUACAAGGGGAUUUUUGACUGUGUGGCUAGGACAUACACUCGUGAAGGGAUCCCUGGGUUCUUCAAGGGCAUGACAUUUCCUGUCCUGACUACUGGCAUCACCAACGCUGUGGUCUUUGGUUCCUAUAGCAAUGCUUUAGACUGCCUCACCCAGUCCCAACGGAAUGACCGAAUCCAAGGCAACCCUGCCUCGGCAUCAGCAGUCUUCGCAGCUGGCUGUUUCUCAGGUCUGGCACAGGUGGUGGUUACUGCACCUGUUGACCUGGUGAAGGUACGCUUGCAGUCCCAGACCAAGGGCUGGGCUGGGGUCGGUGGUGACGGGUAUCGAGGUCCCAUUCACUGUGUGACUGUCAUCCUGAGGGAGGAGGGGCCAAGGGGAUUGUUUCGAGGGGGGUUGGCUCUUACCCUGAGAGAUGUACCCUGCUAUGGAAUCUACUUCUUGCCUUACGAAAUCACCUGCAGGUUUCUGACUGAAGAAGGCAAACGGCCAGGCACAUUUGCAGUAUUGAUGGCGGGUGGGGUGGCAGGCGUGGUGACGUGGGCCUUUGCCACGCCCAUGGAUGUGGUGAAAGCGCGGCUGCAGAUGUCCGGUGCUGGGGGCCGGGUGUACCAGGGGGUCCUGCACUGCAUGAGUGUGAGUCUGAAGGAGGAGGGGGUGAGAGUGUUCUUUAAGGGGCUCCUCCUGAACAGUCUGAGGGCCUUCCCUGUCAACGCCAUCACCUUCCUCAGCUAUGAGAGCCUGAUGCGUUUCCUCACCCGGCCGCCUGCAGACUGACCACAAGACUAUAUGCAUCUCCUGGAUACACUCCGGUCAGACCAAAUGAUGGAAAGAAUACCAACAUUGGAUGGGCAAACCAUUAUGUGAAAUGAACUGGUAUAUACAGUAUACCUUAGCAUGCUAUACUCAGAAUUGUAUCUGCUAAACUGGAGUUUCACACUUUUUUUGUGUUAUCCUCAAUGUGGGCACUCAGACAGGGCUCAUGAUGCUGUUUUAGUAGGACACAGUGCUGUGAUAUCAUAGGGUGUCACCAUACUUAUGGAUGUAAACUGUCAUACAGCAUCACCUCUGAGAGCUAUGAUACCAUCAGUAUUUUAUAUCAUGAGACAACAAAACCUUGAAUAUGAAAACACCUGGAAACCAAAUGUUUAUACCAAGACAUGGUGUAUUUAUGUACUGGUAUACUGUAUGAACUUCAUAGCCUUCAUUUAUAAUAACUUUGUAAUAAACAAAAUGUGAAGCAAAUGGGAAUGUAGUUGGUUUAUUACUGACAAUCAAUCCUCAAUUCAAAUCAUUGAC
Molecule: messenger RNA, 1556 nt
Organism: Salvelinus sp. IW2-2015
Lineage: Eukaryota; Metazoa; Chordata; Actinopteri; Salmoniformes; Salmonidae
Product: solute carrier family 25 member 45
Biological process (GO): transmembrane transport
Cellular component (GO): mitochondrion
Molecular function (GO): transmembrane transporter activity
Source: RefSeq, a predicted model, not a curated record